Molecule: messenger RNA, 1974 nt
Organism: Choloepus didactylus (southern two-toed sloth)
Lineage: Eukaryota; Metazoa; Chordata; Mammalia; Pilosa; Megalonychidae
Gene: CLEC7A
Product: C-type lectin domain containing 7A
Exons: 6
Coding region: 98-832 (244 amino acids)
Biological process (GO): positive regulation of lymphocyte activation; detection of fungus; phagocytosis, recognition
Cellular component (GO): cell surface
Molecular function (GO): pattern recognition receptor activity; (1->3)-beta-D-glucan binding
Source: RefSeq, a predicted model, not a curated record
UGACUUGACUCAAAGAUCCUCUCUUGUGCAUGGGCUGUCAUCUUAGAAGACAAGAGCUCUCUCAAAUGCUGUGUCUCUCCAGGGAUUCAAUAAAAUAAUGGAAUGCAAUUUGGAUGAAGACGGAUAUACACAAUUAGAUUUCAACAGUCGAGGCGUCACCAGGAGACCUUUGGUAUCAGAGAAAGGAAAUUGUGCUGCAUCUCCUUGUUGGCGUCCCUGUGCUGUGACCUUGGGAAUCCUAUGCUUAGUAAUACUGGUGAUAGCUGUGGUCCUGGGCACUGUGGUUAUUCGGAGAUCUAAUUCAGAGAGCAACCCACUGCAGAAUGGCAACUUUACAUCAAGAAAUAAAAAGAACCACAGCCAAACCACACAAUCAUCUUUAGAAGAGAGUGUGGUUCCUACUAAGAAACCUACUAAGGCUCCAACAACCACAAAAGUUUUUUCCAGCCUUUGUCCCCCUAACUGGAUCACAUACGAGAAAAGCUGUUAUAUAUUUCAGACAUCACCACAAUCUUGGAGAAGAAGUAAGAGACAGUGCUCUCAGAUGGGCUCUAAUCUCGUGAAGAUAGACAGCUCAGAAGAACUGGAAUUCAUAGUAAAGCAAGUGUCUUCCCAACCUGAUAACUCAUUUUGGAUAGGGCUUUCUCGCAAUCAGACUGAGGGACCAUGGCUCUGGGAGGAUGGCUCAACAUUCUCUUCUGACUUGUUUCAGAUCAGAAGCACAGAAACAGAAGAAAACUCAUCUCACAAUUGUGUAUGGAUUCAUGUGUCAAUCGCUUAUGAUCAACUCUGUAGUUUGCCUUCAUACAGUAUUUGUGAGAAGAAGUUAUGAAUAUAAUGGUGAUGUAGGAGGGCAAAGAGAUAUGGGAGGAAACAGGGAAGGCAAAAAACAGAAACUAGUGAUAUUUAAAGUAGAAAAAAUUCUGAAAAUGUUAAGAGAGACCAACAAAUUGAUCUUUGCUGAGAAACAGGAUGGAGAGGCUGUGGUUUCUGUACUUACCAAUACUAUAGGUAGAUCAGUAAAUUAUUAUGUUCUAGAUAAUAGAGCUCUGGAUGGGGAGUCAGGGCAGCUGAGCGUGAAUUUUCACUCUACCAUUGAUUUUAGUAUUUACCUAGGAUAAGCUGCAAAUUAUUUGGGUUUCAACAAGGUCUUAAUUCUGACUCUACCAGAGUAAAACCCUAUAUUUUCACUAAUUUUUGUCUUCAAAAAGUGUUCCUGGAAUAAAUACAUGUUUAUAUGAUUUAUUCCUCAACUUUUAGCAGUACCCUAGAUAAAAGUGAAAUGCAGAAUGUAUUUCUGAAUAGCUAAAUGAAGAAUGGGAAAAAUCUUCAUUGCAAUCAGAAAUUUUAUUAUUUUUUUCAUCAAUAUGAUUGUCAUCAUCCAAAAGCAGCAACUUCAUCUGAUUUUUUUUCCCAAUUAAGUAUCUCAGAAAGCCUUUCUGCCACAUCUCUGAUUAAUAGGAUUCUGCAUAAUGUGAAAUUGUAGGGCAACUGCCCUUCUAGGAAAGCUUUCUCCUUUUGAAAUUAUAUAAAUAAAAAUAAAUAUAAUCUGGUAAUUAAUAUAAAUCAGUAACCAAUCCCAUUGGCAUUUUGGAAUCCCAAAUGAUUUUGUUUAUUAUUUUUUAUAAUAAUGAUAACUAUUUUGUAGUUUUUUCUAGUUCCUUAAUAGUUACUGUAAAAAUGUGUUAUUGGAAUGUAAAUAUGUUUCCUAAUGUGAUGACUUGUCUCUCAUAUUUUAAAAAAAUUUCUCACUGGAGUUAUUAUUUCCAUUGGGGAUUUCCAUAUUUUUUGGGAAGCAUCUGCAGCCCUCUCAUGUUGAUUAAUAUGUGAUCAUAAACUGUGUCAAGUUCAUUAAAGAUGCCUAUCAAAGAAACUUUGACCCUAAAUUAUGUGCCUGUGUGUAAUAAUCACUAUCAAAAAUUUCCCUUUCCGCAAUGUGAUGAUGGAUUUCAUACUGGGGAGGAGGUAGAUGUU